Molecule: messenger RNA, 593 nt
Organism: Drosophila busckii
Lineage: Eukaryota; Metazoa; Arthropoda; Insecta; Diptera; Drosophilidae
Product: V-type proton ATPase 16 kDa proteolipid subunit
Exons: 1
Coding region: 90-569 (159 amino acids)
Biological process (GO): proton transmembrane transport
Cellular component (GO): proton-transporting V-type ATPase, V0 domain
Molecular function (GO): proton-transporting ATPase activity, rotational mechanism
Source: RefSeq, a predicted model, not a curated record
GCUUGAUUACUUGCUGCUCUCGACUUUUGCUGUCAGUGUGUUUAACAAAUUCCUUAACUUAUUAAAAACUCUUCAAAAGUAAAUCCAACAUGGGCCUGGCCGAGGCCGCAAACGAUAAGCCAUCCUAUUCGGUAUUCUUUGGCGCUAUGGGUGCGUUCUGCGCGAUUUGCUUCUCGUCCUUGGGCGCAGCUUAUGGUACUGCCAUAUCUGGUGUUGGCAUAGCCACAAUGGCUGUGCAGAGACCGGAUCUGAUAAUGAAGUCGAUCAUACCUGUGGUGAUGGCUGGCAUUAUAGCCAUCUAUGGCCUAGUUGUUGCUGUACUCAUUGCAGGCUCCAUCAAUAGCGAAUACUCCAUACAGAAGGGCUACAUACAACUUGGAGCUGGACUUGCUGUAGGUCUGGCUGGUCUGGCAGCUGGUUUCGCCAUUGGCAUUGUGGGUGAUGCAGGCGUGCGUGGCACUGCGACUCAGCCACGCCUAUUUGUGGGCAUGAUCUUAAUAUUGAUAUUUGCCGAAGUGCUGGGACUCUAUGGCAUGAUUGUGGCUAUAUAUCUAUAUACAAAACUUUAAUUAAAAUUGUGUGCAGUGCGAAUG